This is a messenger RNA of Hevea brasiliensis (rubber tree), 1582 nucleotides long. RefSeq lists its product as uncharacterized. The coding region runs from base 130 to 1545 and encodes 471 amino acids. The record is from RefSeq and is a predicted model, not a curated record. NCBI's taxonomy places the organism in Eukaryota, Viridiplantae, Streptophyta, Magnoliopsida, Malpighiales, Euphorbiaceae. The transcript has a single exon.
UAACUCUCACGUAGCCCCAAAUGAAAUAAAAAUCAAUCUCUGACUUCUCACAAAUCCCAAACAAGUGCAUCAUGUUUUAUUGGCCUUAGGUUUUGAUUGUUAUCAGUUUUCAUUCUAGCUGGUGCUGUAAUGGAUGCUGCCAGAAGGAUUACUAUUGCUGCUGCUUCUGUCUCUGCAUCUUCUAACACUAGGAGAAUGGCUAAAGCAAUAAAUUUAGUCCUGCCAGCAUGGCCUUCUUCCACUAGCAUUAGCUUUACACGAAACCAAAAAGGUCCAUUCAAUCCUAGGAAGUAUUCUCUCCUUCUUGCUCGUUGCUCCACAAAGCCAGGCAUUGAUAGCAACAAUAAUGCUACAAGUAGAAAUCCUGCCAUUGAACUGGAUUCGAAUUCAAUGGCCCGGCUUUUAUCAAAUCCACCACAUGCGCCACCAGAGUCCAAGGGUUUGGUCUUCGAUUUGGGUCCCAGGAAUUCCUGGGAUAGCACAGAAAUUGGAUCUCCAGUUGUAAAACGAUACAUCGGUGAUAAUGAAGAAAGGUGGUACAUGUGGUACCAUGGAAGGUCAUCAGAAUCAGAUGCUGAUGAUGACAACAAUUCAGACCAGAUUGGACUAGCUGUUUCAAGCAAUGGAAUCCACUGGACUCGCGGAUCAGAACCUGUGAGGUCGUGUGAAGAUGUAGGUGUAGUGAUGAAUUGUAGCAAGAAUUGGUGGGCUUUUGAUACUGAAAGCAUUAGGCCUUCAGAGAUGAUGAUCAUGUCCAGCCCAAUGUAUAGUUCAGUUUACUGGCUUUACUACACAGGGUUUAGUUCUGCAGAAGUGGAGAUUUCAGGAUUUCCCAACGUUUCUGUAGAAAACCCAGAAAGAGUUCACGAUGAACCUACAAAAUUCGGCAAAAUUUUCAAGUCUCUGCCAGGUUUAGCUUGCAGCCAAGAUGGCAGGCACUGGGCCAGGAUUGAUGGGGAUCAUCACAGUGGGGCUUUGCUUGAUGUAGGGUCAGGAGAAGAAUGGGAUUCUUUAUUUAUUGCUGCACCACAUGUUGUUGUUCAUGGAAGUGAUGAUGUAAGGAUGUAUUACUACUCAUUUGACGCACAAAAUGGGCACUAUGCUCUUGGAGUUGCAAGGUCGAGAGAUGGGAUCAGAUGGGUGAAGUUGGGGAAGAUCCUGGGAAGAGGAAAAGAAGGUUGUUUUGAUGAGCUUGGCGUCCAGAAUGCAUGUGUGGUCAGGAGUCGAAAAGAUGGCAAAUACUUGAUGGCAUAUGAAGGUGUUGCUGCUGAUGAGAAGAGGAGUAUUGGAUUGGCAGAAUCUCCUGAUGGUCUAAAGAAUUGGAAAAGAGUUCAAGAAGAUCCAGUACUUGAGGCUUCAGAAGGGGAUGGAUGGGACAAUGAAGGAGUGAGAUCCCCAUGCCUGAUUCAGAUGGAAGAUAAUAAAGAUGAAUGGAGAUUGUAUUAUGUUGGUGUUGGAAAAGGAGGAAGAACAGGAAUUGGAAUGGCAAUUUCAGGAGGAACUAAUAUCAGGACUUUCAGAAGAAGCUCAGGAUUUCCCUUGUAAUUAAGAUAACUGUGUAUAUAGAGUAUCAUGUAUGUGA